AAAUUACGGGCAGUCAGUCAGUGACACACCCGCACCAGUCACCAGUACCCUUCUCCCUCUCUCUCUCUCUCUCUCUCCCCCUCUUCCUCGCCCUCUCUCUCUCUCUCUCUCUCUGCUCUUCGACAAUUCUAUAUCUUGAUCUUCUCCCCGAUCACGAUCCGACGGUCCAGAAUGAAUAGAGCCUCCGCCACCGUCUCCUCCUCGUUCUAGCGUCGGAGCUCUCCAGAUCUGGUCUCCCCGCUCUCUGAUCUCUCUCUCUCUCUCCGGUAUACUUACUGUCCUAGGUUGGGUGUUUGGACGCACGGGCGGAUGGAAACUACCCACGGUUUGGUCGGGGCCACGGUCGCGCUAACGUGCGCCGGGGAGGCUCUCGCCACCCUGCUGGUUGCGGUUCUAGUCAAGACGCAGCUCUUGGCUCAAGGUUCCGUCAGGUUGUUACAGCAGGGGGAGCCUGAGAAAAAAGGAGAUGACCGCGACCGAAGCCAAUGCGAGCCGGUCGAUGCUGAGGGAGAUGAUGAAGAUGGUGAUGAUGAUGAAGAUGGAGAUGGAGGAUAUGGGGAAGGUGAAGAUGACCUGUCCUCCGAGGGGGGGCAGGAGUACGCCAACAACAACUCGAACAACAAGAGCAACUCGAAGAAGGGGCCUGGGGGUGGUGCCGGUGGGGCUGAGGAGAAUGGUGAGGAGGAGGAUGAAGAUGGGAACCCCGAGGAUGACGGUGAGGACGAUGACGACGAUGACGAUGAUGAUGAGGAUGGUGGAGAAGAGGACGAAGAUGACGAGGAGGAAGUAGGUGAGGAGGAGGAAGAGGAGGAGAACGAGGAGGAAGACGAGGACGAGGACGAGGAAGCCCUCCAGCCGCCGAAGAAGAGGAAGAAGUGAAUCUCGGCCGGGCGUAGCAGGUCACUGCUCGAUUCAGUCCGGUCGGUCCAGUCUCAUCCCUAGAAGAUAAUCUCUCAGAAUGUAACAACAUCCUUCCACUGACUCUCUCUCACGAAGUCUCUAGGAGACCUCUAUUAUCGUAGGAUUAAUGUCCUUUUUAUUACUUCUUGUUGCGAGAAGAAUGGUAGUGUAAGAUUAAGGAAUAGUUGAGCCGCGGCAACGAUGAUGAUUCCGAUGAAGAUGUUAUGCUUUUAGAUGAGCAUUUCUAAAUACCACAUGAAUCUCAUCUUUAUUAUGUAUUAUGAUUUAUGAGCAAUGCAUGAUAUUUUCUUCA
Punica granatum (pomegranate) is the source of this 1213-nucleotide messenger RNA. The record is from RefSeq and is a predicted model, not a curated record. Lineage: Eukaryota; Viridiplantae; Streptophyta; Magnoliopsida; Myrtales; Lythraceae.